This is a messenger RNA of Myotis davidii, 2870 nucleotides long. It is a transcript of the gene FERMT3, whose product is annotated as fermitin family member 3. Gene Ontology annotation, molecular function: integrin binding. The record is from RefSeq and is a predicted model, not a curated record. Gene Ontology annotation, cellular component: cell-substrate junction. NCBI's taxonomy places the organism in Eukaryota, Metazoa, Chordata, Mammalia, Chiroptera, Vespertilionidae. Gene Ontology annotation, biological process: integrin activation; integrin-mediated signaling pathway; cell-matrix adhesion.
UGGCCAUGAGCACAAAUGGAUGGCUUCUCUAGAACAGAGCAACCCUCCCCGUGAGGGGACCCUUUUGCGGCGUUGGGUCCACCAGCCUCGCUCCUCGCUCGCUUCCUGUGCUCACUCGGAGCCAAGGCGGGGCCACCCUGUAGCCCUCAGCAGUGGCUGGCAGUUUGCUUCCUGAACCCAGAGCCGCCAGCCCGCCCUGGGGAGGGGCUGAGCCCGCCCUGCGAAGAGGCCAGGGCUGCCCUCUGAAGGAAGCGCCAAAGAGAAAGCGAGGAGAAGGAGGCACCCAGUCGCCGGCAGGUGUGCGGGCUGAGGCCAGGGCUGGCUCACACUCCAACGCUCCGCCUGCAGCCCCAGCCCCUUGCAGACAAGAGCCACCGCAGCCAUGGCGGGCAUGAAGACGGCCACCGGGGACUACAUCGACUCGUCCUGGGAGCUGCGGGUGUUUGUGGGAGAGGAGGAUCCCGAGGCUGAGUCGGUCACCCUCCGGGUCACGGGGGAGUCGCACAUCGGCGGGGUGCUCCUGAAGAUCGUGGAGGAGAUCAAUCGCAAGCAGGACUGGUCGGACCACGCCAUCUGGUGGGAGCAGAAGAAGCAGUGGCUGCUGCAGACCCACUGGACGCUGGACAAGUACGGCAUCCUGGCCGACGCCCGCCUCUUCUUCGGGCCCCAGCACCGGCCCGUCCUCCUGCGGCUGCCCAAUCGCCGAGCUCUGCGCCUCCGAGCCAGCUUCUCCCAGCCCCUCUUCCAGGCUGUGGCUGCCAUCUGCCGCCUCCUCAGCAUCCGGCACCCUGAAGAGCUGUCCCUGCUCCGGGCUCCUGAGAAGAAGGAGAAGAAGAAGAAGGAGAAGGAGCCGGAGGAGGAGGUCUAUGACUUGACCAAGGUCGUCCUGGCUGGGGGUGUGUGUCCUGCUCACCCCAGAUCCAUGCCUCCUGUUCCCAGGCCUUCCCUAUGUGUGUGUGCUCGCCCCCAAGCCCCUGCCCAGCCCCCACCCGCCCCAGCGCUGUCCCGGCUCAGCCCUGACCCCUGCCUCGCCGCCAGGUGGCUGGACUCGUCGCGGUGCCUCAUGCAGCAGGGCAUCAAGGCCGGGGACACGCUCUGGCUGCGCUUCAAGUACUACAGCUUCUUCGACCUGGAUCCCAAGGUGGGCCAGGCCGGGGUCGGGGAGCGGGGCUGGGUCAGUGAGACCUGGGGCCUAGGGUCAGGGGUCUCAGAGGCUUGUCAGCGUCUGUCUCUCUGUCCAUUUGUCCAUCCACACCCGUUCAUGAACUCUGGGCCUGGGUGGAUGCGAGGGCAUCGGGGAGAUAAUGACCCCACAUCCAUUGACUGCACCGAGGAGGAGAUGAUGGUGUUCGCAGCCCUGCAGUACCACAUCAACAAGCUGUCGCAGAGCGGGGAGGGGAGUGCUGGUGAGAGGGGCUCGGCCAGGGUGGGCCAGGGGCAAGCCGGAGCCGGGCCGCUGACUCCCCUCCCCCCCGACAGCCUCACCGCCAUCCCCGAGCUGAAGGACCAUCUCCGCAUCUUGCGGCCCCGGAAGCUGACCCUGAAAGGGUACCGCCAGCACUGGGUGGUGUUCAAGGAGACCACGCUGUCCUACUACAAGAGCCAGGACGAAGCCCCGGGGGACCCCAUUCAGCAGCUCAACCUCAAGGGCUGUGAGGUGGUCCCGGAUGUCAACGUCUCCGGCCAGAAAUUCUGCAUCAAACUCCUGGUGCCCUCGCCUGAGGGCAUGAGUGAACUCUACCUGCGGUGCCAGGAUGAGCAGCAGUAUGCCCGCUGGAUGGCCGGCUGCCGCCUGGCCUCCAAGGGCCGCACCAUGGCGGACAGCAGCUACGCCAACGAGGUGCAGGGCAUCCUGGCCUUCCUCAGCCUGCAGCGGGCGGGCACCGGGGGUCCGGGCAGCCAGCCCCAGGGCCUGGAUGCCUCCGCGGAGGGCCUCAACCCGUAUGGCCUGGUCGCCCCCCGCUUCCAGCGCAAGUUCAAGGCCAAACAGCUCACCCCCCGGAUCCUGGAAGCCCACCAGAACGUGGCCCAGCUCCCCCUGUCCGAGGCCCAGCUGCGCUUCAUCCAGGCCUGGCAGUCCCUGCCUGACUUCGGUAUCUCCUACUUCAUAGUCAAGUUCAAGGGCAGCAGGAAAGAUGAGAUCCUGGGCAUUGCCAACAACCGACUGAUCCGCAUCGACCUGGCCGUGGGCGACGUGGUCAAGACCUGGCGCUUCAGCAACAUGCGCCAGUUGCCGGGGCGCUCCUAUCCCACCCGCCAGCCCCUCCGACUGCCCGCCCUGCAGGUGGCCAUCGAGUUUGACGAACACAUCAACGUGGCCUUCAGCUGCGUGUCUGCCAGCUGCCGCAUUGUGCACGAGUACAUAGGGGGCUACAUUUUCCUGUCGACGCGGGAGCGGGCCCGAGGGGAGGAACUGGACGAGGACCUCUUCCUGCAGCUCACAGGUGGCCACGAGGCCUUCUGAGGCCGGUCUUGAUCCCUGUACCACUCACCACCGCCAUGGCCACUCCUAAGCCCACACUCGCUGGGACUCACUGCCCACACCCUCUCCACGCACCGAGCUGGGCACAUCCGCACUCUCACUGGCUUUGUGCAGACCAGGGACCCGGCUGGGCCAGACUCUGUAUCCCCCCCCCCCCCCCCCCCCCCCCGGCGGGGGGAGGGCGGUCCUGAGCUCGGCAGCACCACCCUUCCCUCGCCUGAGUGGCCGGGAGCAGCACCCCGGCCUGGUUGCAGUCCCUGAGCCCACAGGAAGGCAGGCUGCAGCCACAGAAUGAUAACUGAUGGUUUCAAACUGGAGGGUUUUUGUUUUUUUUAAAAAAAUCUUUCUACAUUUCCUUUUUUAAUAAAUAUUUUAUUGUUGGCUCAUC